GUUUCAGCAAGUGAAGAGUACUUUGGACGACUAUUUCAUUCAUCCAGUCAAUGAAGUUUAUGAGAGCGCUCGCUUUCAUAGAAGAGCCCAGGCGGCAGAAGAAACGGUGGACGAAUUUUAUACGGCACUGUGUAACAUGGUGAAGAAAUGCAAUUAUCGCUCAGCUGAGGUGCAAGAGCGGCUGGUGCGGGACCGAUUUGUUGUCGGGCUGCGGGACUCUCCACUGUCGGAUCUAUUGUGUCGCAUCCCAAAGCUGACGCUGGCGGAAGCCCUGAUUCAAGCACGUCAGUACGAAGACGCUGAAAAAGAGAAGCGAGCAAGGGAAAACCAAGGCCAGAGCCGCCACGAGGAACCAAAUGUGCUUAACAUAGAUGCUACAGACGUUACAAGGUUACCGGGAGAGAGGAAGCGAGAAGGGUCAUGCCAAUAUUGUGGACGUGGACAACAUCGACGGCUGGACUGCCCUGCGAGGAGAGCGGUAUGCCAAUGGGACACGUUCGCGAGGUGCGCCGGGCUAGGAAGAAGUCUAAGAACGCAACAUUGGAUACGCUCCAUUUAGAAGAGGCGGAGGACCGUACGGACAGAGCAAGGUUCACUAGACUAGCAGUUAACGGACACUGGGUCCGGUUUAAGAUAGACUCGGGAGCGGAAGUUACGGUAGUACCAGAGGACCUCCCGUGGGUGCCUGAGCUCUUGGAUCCAGAAGAUGUCAGCCUUACGGGCCCCGGAGGUCAGGCGCUUCAGAUUCGUGGCUCCUUUUCGGCGACGCCUACCUGGAAGGAUAGGACAGCGCAGCAGAGGGUGUACGUCUUGUCUUCACUGUCGACGCCACUUUUGGGACUUCCGGCCAUAGAAGCCCUCGGCGUGUUCAAGUUCGUCGAAGGUGUGUCGGCGGUGAAAAGGACACAGCAGGCGCCAAUGGAUUCAGUCCAGCUCAAGUGCUGAUGGGCCGAAAGCUGAGAACGCGGUUGCCCACACUACAAAACAAGCUUCGUCCUAGAUGGCCACCAUGGAGAAGGUGGAAACAGUCUGAGAAGAGAUGCAAGCAGCGGCAGUCGGAGGACUACAAUCGCCGGCACCGAGUGCGAUCACUUCGGCCCUUAGGACCUGGACAAGUAGUCUGGGUGACAGACAUUAAACGCAGUGGAACGGUCCUGAGCACUGCGCACCGACCUCGUUCGUAUUCAGUGGUAAUAGACAGCGGAGUGAUAGAGAGAAAUCGGCGGCAUUUGGUUGCCUACGAGACAGAUGAGGAACAAGCGUCUCUGAGCUCUUCAAGUGCUGUUGUGACAGACCACCGAUUUUUGCCGCCUGUAGCAACAGCUGGGGAGGAGGAAAGUAGUCAACACAAUAACGGUGACAACGCGCGAAUGUUUCAUUCCCGAGGUACACCAGUUGGACGAGAGGAAGGCACCAGGCCGGUGAGAGUCUCAAGGUUUGGUCGAGUGAUAAGGACCCCGCGACGCUUUAAUUUGUAACGGUGCUUUAAGUAGGCAUUUAGGAAUGGUAUUGUGUGAUUAUAGGUAGUUGUUGUUAGUUGUUUCUGUGGCUUGGCGUUGCCUGUUACUAUGCCGAGAAAAUUAGAAGAGAUUGACAGUUUGUUCCUGGAACUAAGUUUGUUACUUCAAGUUUAUUUAUGUUUAUGCUUUUUCAAGUUUAUGCUUUUUCGAAUUUAGAAUAACUGUCUUUUGUAGGGGAGAUGUAGUGUACUGCUAUCUGUGCGUGGAUCUGUGCAUCCUCGUGGCUUAUCGCAAAGAGAGCGUGAUUGUAUGGA
Molecule: messenger RNA, 1774 nt
Organism: Ornithodoros turicata
Lineage: Eukaryota; Metazoa; Arthropoda; Arachnida; Ixodida; Argasidae
Exons: 2
Coding region: 421-945 (174 amino acids)
Source: RefSeq, a predicted model, not a curated record